AUAUAAAUUGACCGGCCGCAGAGCAGAGGCUUGGUAGAAUCCAUCGAAACUUUGCCGGUGAUUAGUAGCAGAAGUUUUCACGAAUAUGCGCACAUUUGUUUGCCUUGUCUUGGCGACCAUCCUCCUGGUCGCCGGCUCCUCAGCUGCCACAUAUGAUCCUGUGGCGGCGCAACUUCUGGAUGUGGAUGCAGGUGUCCAGGCUCCGUCGGCAGCGCGGCAAGUUCGUCAGUUUGGCUUCGGACGUCCUGGCUUUGAACGUCCUGGCUUUGAACGUCCUGGUUUUGAACGUCCUGGCUUUGGAGGUGGAUUCCGUCCGGAAUUCGGACGUCCAGGUGGUUUCGAUGGCGGUUUUGGAGGACGUCCAGGCGGCUUUGGAGAACCUGGCUUUGGAGGUUUUGGAGGACCAGGCUUUGGAGGCUUCCGGGGCUAGAAACCAAACCGCAAUUAUCUGCGACUGACUUAGCAUAACCGGCUAGAAAAAGACUUUGUAAUCAAAGUGUAAUCAAGCACGCUCUAAUUAAGUUCGAAAUACAUUUGCCCUCUUCUUUGAGUCACUUAA
This is a messenger RNA of Drosophila erecta, 559 nucleotides long. RefSeq names its product 34 kDa spicule matrix protein. The transcript has a single exon. Lineage: Eukaryota; Metazoa; Arthropoda; Insecta; Diptera; Drosophilidae. The record is from RefSeq and is a predicted model, not a curated record. Bases 86 to 430 code for a protein of 114 amino acids.